Messenger RNA from Tribolium castaneum (red flour beetle), 2207 nucleotides. RefSeq lists its product as uncharacterized. The record is from RefSeq and is a predicted model, not a curated record. NCBI's taxonomy places the organism in Eukaryota, Metazoa, Arthropoda, Insecta, Coleoptera, Tenebrionidae. The transcript has a single exon. The coding region runs from base 1 to 1470 and encodes 489 amino acids.
AUGAUACAUUUUGCGUUCACCUAUAGUACGGAAGCUUGCAAAAUUGUAAAACUGCAAGUGAGUAGCGUUUUGACACGUUUAUGGAUUGACAACAACGUGUUUAACAUAAUUGCCCAAACUUCAUGCUUGUGUGACUUGGAAGUUUACGUCCAUCGACCGUUUGUUAAAAGGGGUGGUUUCUGGGGGCUGACCAACAGUUACCAAAUGAGCGAAAUUGUCGAAAACCCCCGAAUUAUCGCAAAUCCGCUCAUUAAUUUCAACCAAUUUCCCCUCAAAAUUGGCAUAUUUCCGCGCCCUCCAACCGUGAUUGAAACUUUACCCAAACUUUUGACCGACAGUCCAAUUUACAAAAACUUGAGCUUCUCCAAAGGCUUUGCCGGAGUAGAUGGGUUAGUUUUGGGCACUUUGGCCGAGUGUCUCAAUUUCGACACCACCGUAAUUACAAGUAAACCCAACAGUUAUGGUUACAUUUACAAAAAUGGGACGGCAACUGGCGCUAUAGCGGACGUGAUCGACCGCAGAAUGGUCUUCAGCGCCAACAGCCGGUUUCUCCUGAUCUACAACACCGAUCAGUUGGAAUUUACUGUCCCCUACACUGCUGAGAAAAUGUGUUUGGCGGUCCCAAAAGCCCUCAAAGUGUACAAAUGGUCGAGCAUGUUCCGCUGCUUCAAUAAACUCACUUGGGUCUCCAUCAUUUGCUCGUUUGGCAUCUGUACCAUUUUCUGGUACUUGCUCAAAUGGCAGAAACUGGUCACGGCUUUGGCCACGAUCGCGCAAUUUUUGCUAGGCGUUCCGGCGAAUGUGCGUCCAAAUGUGCCCCAGAUGCUCUUUCUGAACUCCUGUAUGGGCUUCAAUAUCGUCAUCAUGGGGAUCAUUCAAGGCUUCCUCUUCCAGAGUUUCACCACGACGUCGUUUUACCCCGACAUUAACACCAUCGAGGAGAUGGUUGACUCGGAACUGCCACUAAGAUCGUCAAUUUUCUACUUUUUGAGAAUCGAUAAUUCCAGUUUAAUUCACAAACUGAAAAGCCGGACCAUGGCAGCGCCUCCCAAUGUUUACGACUUGGUGGCAUUUCACCGGAACAUCGCCACGACUGAUAUCAAAUCACACGUGGAUUUUAUGGUCAGGUCUAGGUAUUUGGACGAAGACGGGUGGCCGCUCAUACACACUGUUGAUGAAUGCUUUGAGACCUUUCUGAUCGCAAAUAUCGUCCCCAAAGGUUCGGCGUUUCUCACCGUUUUUAAUAAUGUCAUCACCAAGCUGCUGGAAGGCGGUCUCACCCAAAAGUGGUACGAGGAUGUGAUCAAUAGCUUGAUCCUUGAAAAUUGGAUUAACUUGAACCGGAACAAGUCGAAAACACACGCCUUUUCUUUGUACGAUCUUCAAGUCGCGUUCUAUGUCAUUAUUAUGGGCUGUGCGGUCGCGAUUUUAGUGUUUGUUGCAGAAAUCGUCCACAAACGGCGCAAUUAAUAAUUGCUGCAAUAAUCACCACAAAAAUAUUAUAUUUGCCGCCUGUGUGUUUACUCAAACAAUGUACUAAUGACCAAAAAGAGUGUGUUUUAGCGUCGUUUAAACAACAAAUAAUUUCAGUCUCUGAUUUCAUUAUAAUCACGCAAGUCUAUUCAUUUAAGAACAGUCAAUAUCCAAGUGGAAAUAAAUUUGACACGUGUCCCUAAUUCAGUUACGAUAAAAUAUUCACAGUUAAAGCAAAUAAUAUUUGUGGGAACUUUGGUUAAAUUAUGCCGCUACACGUAUUUACAUUGAUUGUCGUUUUAACUUUAGUCCAGGUCGUAAUUUGUUUACUCGAGGUGUCUCACUACGACAAUGAGAAAUUUGUAAACGUUUAUCAACAUUUUACUUUAGUUCGUUACCUAACUUUGACUUUCUUGAAUGAUGGGGUUCACAGAAUCGAUUUAAACAACCUUGUUGUGGAUUUAAUGAGCCGACUGAAUUUCUCAAUGAUGAUAAAAGAGAAACGUUUGGGAAAAAAUAGUACCACUUUUCAAGAAUCAGACCCUUUUCAGGGGCAUAUCAUGGUAGUGUACGAUGUUAAGGUUUUGCUAGCAUUUCUGGAAGAAAGUACCGAAGUGGUACCAAAAGCAAGAGGAAGUUUUGCGAUUCUGUUCACGUCAUUAAAAUGCCCAACGCACUAUGAAACCAACCAUGCCCUUAAACAACUCUGGACCAACCAUGGCACAGCCAAUCUA